GUAGUAGUAUCAUAGCAAAAUAAACGUAGAAAGAUUAUUUCGCAGUUGGAAAUAAACAAAACAUACGCACUUGGGAUCGCAAAUAAAAAAGUUUUGUUUACUUCAGUCCACGCGUGUAUACUUUCAGUAGCAACUGAACAGAACGUGGAAAUAUCGUUUCAGUCGGUUAAGUUUCUAUUCAGUUAGUUUCCUUUGUAGGGCAUUGUUUUUAAAAAAAGUUGUAAGUGCGGACGUGCCGGUUGAAUCAGAUAAACAGUUUUUGUUAACAAAGUAUGCUAAUGAGAAAUAAAAUAUUUAUUCGAUCAUUGGAUCCGAGUUUAUGACUGUGAGUAAUUAUCCAGGUGAUCUGAGGAUUCUAUUGUGUUGUGAAAAUUGUUGUUGUUUAUAAGACUGCAAUAUGAAUAGAGAGACAAUGUUCCAAAACUUGGCGAACUAUUUAUUAGGCUCCGUAUUAAGCCAAGAACCUGGAGCAACAGCGGAAGGGGUCGAAGAAAACAGGGCGGUGAGGUUGAGGGCUGAAGACGAAGAUGAUUGGGUCCUUGUAGACAGGGACAGCGAAGGCAACUCAGAUACCUCUUCGGUGGAAAGUCUCGAUGAUAUCGACGAAGAAGAUAACGUCAUCGAGCGAGUUCUUACCCGAACGAGUUCAACGUCGUCGCUACCCUGCGGGUCCAACAUGGAGGAAUCCUGGUUCGUUACACCUCCUCCAUGUUUUACCUCGGAAGGACCUAUCCAUAUGGAAACCUCACCGUUGGAAAACCUCCUUAUCGAACAUCCCAGCAUGAGUGUAUACCAUAUACACCCAAGCAGAAGGCAUUUCACCGUUACUGUUCCAGUAAGGCCCCCUUCUUCGGCUUCUAGAUUAAGCGAUGAAGAAGAGGAUCUUGAAGUGGAGGAAGAGAACGUAGAAGGAGAAGCCGUAGCAGUGGUUAACAGGGUACCCAGAUUGAAUCGUCUGCAAGUUAUGCAACAACAGGAGAGACAAAGGCAUAAGAGCAAACGAGCUCAAAAGGUCCAAAUGCAAAAGGCUUGCCAGGCCAUCAAACGGGGUAAUCUGGAAAGGAAUAACAAGGCUCGUGAAGUAAACAGUCGCAACCGUCGACAAAGGCGUGGGGAACGUUCCCAGGGUGCUACCCGCUCCUACGCCAACAACAAUCGCAAGUGCUAAGCUUGCAAUCCAUUGAUCUCUUUACUUUGCAACAUCCAGUCUACAACAGAUUUUUCAUCUGUCAGUCUGACAUACUACGAACACAAUGCUUCAAAUGACUGUUAAACAACAAGCGAUAGCUAGAUGCAUCCUUGUUGUACGAAAAUAUAUUAUAGUGUUCUUAGUAUGACAGUGAAAUUUUUACAGCAACUUGUAGAAACUGUACUUCCAAUGAUAUUUUUAAGCAAUUUUGAGCAACUGGUAAAUUUUUGUUCAAAAAUACAAAAUUUAUGUAUACAUUUCAGAACAGUGGUACUUUCUACAAGUUAUACUGUAGAUAUAUUGUAUUAACGGUCAGAUAACUUCAUUCUGGAUUUUCAUUAUAUAUCCGUUUAUGAAUAAGGGGAAUAUUGAUUAAAAAAUCCCUUUUAAUUGUAUAUAUGUUUCUCGUCGAAGGUCUGGAGUGAAAUUCUUAGUAUUAAAAUUCUCAAAGUAAAAAAA
Molecule: messenger RNA, 1648 nt
Organism: Diabrotica virgifera virgifera (western corn rootworm)
Lineage: Eukaryota; Metazoa; Arthropoda; Insecta; Coleoptera; Chrysomelidae
Gene: TP53INP
Product: tumor protein p53-inducible nuclear protein 2
Exons: 3
Coding region: 398-1168 (256 amino acids)
Biological process (GO): autophagosome assembly; positive regulation of DNA-templated transcription
Cellular component (GO): autophagosome; nucleus
Source: RefSeq, a predicted model, not a curated record